AUGCUACACUUUCUGACUGGUGUGUACAACAGCCUCUUUAGCACCCCCGAGUACAAUGUCCUGAUUGUCGGCUGCGAGUGCGCCGGCAAGUCGACGCUGCUGGAGCAACUCAAGUUCCUCUACACCCCAGCCGCACAGCAGCAGCAGGCGUCUUUGUUGGCAGGCCGCUCCAGCAGAAGCGCAGACGAGGGGGCGAUCACCGCGACAACAGACACAGUGACUGAAGCCCCCACGACGCCACCACAGCAGCAACAGCCGCGUAAACAUCCGCUGCCGCCCGGCACUCCACUUCCCGCCACAGCAAUGCAACUGGCACAGAAGCGUAUUCGUCCGACAGUGGGCCUCAACUACGCCGUGGUGCAGCACCGCUUCAGUCCCCAUGUCUCGGCUGUUACCCUGGUGAAAAAGUCGCAGCUGCCAUUGCAGGCCGUCGCCUCCCUGCCGUCGCCACCGCAGGAUCUGCUGGACGAGCAACGCGCACGCCAACAGGAGGUUAUGGCCAACGCGCCGAGUGAUGCCGUCACACGUGUGGUGCUGCGAGACCUCGGUGGCCAAGCUGCGUUGCGCGACCUAUGGGAGAAAUACUACCCGCGAAGUCAAGGGAUCGUGUACGUUAUCGACAGCACACUGCCUUUUCGCAUUACGUCUGCGUCGCCGUCAUCGCCACCAUCCGCCGCAGAACAGCCGCCGCGUGAUCACUUUACCAAGCAAGAGUUGAAGGAAGCGUACAAGCAGGACCGCGAGCUACUCGCGCGACUCCUGCAGCACCCCCUGCUGCACGGCGUGCCGGUACUGAUCCUCAGCAACAAGACGGACGAGGUUACCCACAUACCCCUCACAACCUUGCAAGAGGCGCUGCAGUUGGCGGAACUGGCAGCCGAUCCGACCUUCUACAUGCUGCACAACAGCAGCGGUGGCAACAAAGCAAGAGAGGAGCUUGAGAGUCAACAGAGACUACAUGACAGCGACAGUGGUGGCAGCGAUCCUUCGCAACUUCCUGGUGCCGCUGCAUCCCCGAUCGGUGCGCCACUCUCACGUCUCUGCACCCGCUCAGAGGAGGUGCAGCUGCGUGUGGGAGGGAGCGGCUUCGGCGAAAUUUCCAUGCGAGUGGCAGAGGUAAGUGCGCUCGAGGGAGUGGGGGUGGCGGGGGCCAUGGACUGGCUGGUGGCGCAGCUGCUGCACCAUGCACGAGACGUGGAUAGCAGUGCCUGA
Molecule: messenger RNA, 1212 nt
Organism: Leishmania mexicana MHOM/GT/2001/U1103
Lineage: Eukaryota; Euglenozoa; Kinetoplastea; Trypanosomatida; Trypanosomatidae
Exons: 1
Coding region: 1-1212 (403 amino acids)
Biological process (GO): intracellular protein transport; protein localization to organelle; Golgi to plasma membrane protein transport
Cellular component (GO): Golgi apparatus
Molecular function (GO): GTP binding; GTPase activity
Source: RefSeq, a predicted model, not a curated record